AUGCUUGUCACGGUUCCGCUCGUCCCCCCUCCAAACCCCGGAUCUGCAGCCAGACACGGUCGCGAAGUAGCAAGCAACUGCGCCCUUGGACCGAGGGCAAUUGCAGGGUCACAAUCUCCAGCUUUGAACAUGCCGCGCAGCGAAUUGGCUCGAGAACUUCCCUCGGGUCGACACAUUCGGUCCAAUGGGGCCUUCAACCGGGCCUACCCGGGCGAGCUUUGGGGAAGGAUGGCUGGGCCUAGGGAAAUUCUAGUUGCUGGUCGCGGAAACAAGAAACAUUCUACGUCAUCUUCACUGUAUCGCCUGCUAUUCACAAUGUCACACAUGGACGCCGAGGAUGCCCAAUUCCAAAAGGAGGUUGCAGAGGUAAAGCAAUGGUGGAAUGACUCAAGAUGGAGAUACACCAAGAGAACCUUCACGGCGGAAGAAAUUGUUUCAAAGCGCGGUAACCUCAAGAUCACAUACCCGAGCAACAGUCAAUCAAAGAAGCUGUGGAACAUUGUGGAACACCGCUUCAAGAACAAGGAUGUGAGCUAUACAUAUGGAUGUCUCGACCCGGUCAUGGUCACGCAGAUGGCCAAGUACUUGGACACUGUGUACGUUUCUGGAUGGCAGGCGUCUUCGACAGCAUCGUCUACCGACGAACCGGGACCAGAUCUAGCAGACUAUCCAUACACUACCGUGCCCAACAAGGUCGGACAUCUAUUCAUGGCACAAUUGUUCCAUGACCGGAAACAACGGGAAGAGCGCCUCACAACCCCCAAGGCCGACCGGGCGAAAGUUGCCAAUGUCGACUACCUACGCCCAAUCAUUGCCGAUGCGGAUACUGGCCAUGGAGGUCUCACGGCAAUUAUGAAGCUCACAAAACUGUUUAUCGAAAAGGGUGCUGCUGGUAUCCAUAUCGAGGAUCAGGCACCAGGCACAAAGAAGUGCGGACACAUGGCUGGAAAAGUGCUGGUGCCGAUCAGCGAACACAUCAACCGCUUGGUAGCCAUCCGUGCUCAAGCAGACAUCAUGGGAACCGAUCUUCUAGCUGUUGCCCGAACGGAUUCUGAAGCUGCCACCCUCAUCACCUCUACAAUCGACCCACGUGACCACUACUACAUUCAGGGUUGCACCAACCCAGCCCUUCAACCCCUCAGCGAGCUCAUGUAUGCCGCCGAGCAAUCUGGGAAGAGUGGAAGCGAGCUCCAGGCCAUUGAAGAUGCAUGGGUCAAGGAGGCCAAUCUGAAACUCUUCCACGAAGCCGUAGUUGACACUAUCAAUGCCGGUGUACACGUGAACAAGCAAGAACUCAUCAACCAGUUCUUAGAGCAGAGCAAGGGUAAGAGCAAUGCCGAGGCACGCACUAUUGCCCAAGGUCUCACUGGUGUGGACGUCUACUUCAACUGGGACGCUGCCAGGACCCGUGAGGGCUACUACAGGUACAAAGGUGGCUGCCAAUGCGCCAUCAACCGCGCCAUUGCGUACGCACCCUUUUGCGAUAUGAUCUGGAUGGAGUCGAAGCUCCCCGACUAUGCCCAGGCCAAGGAAUUCGCAGACGGUGUCCACGCCGUCUGGCCCGAACAAAAACUCGCAUACAACCUCUCCCCCUCCUUCAACUGGAAAGCAGCCAUGCCGCGCGACGAGCAAGAAACGUAUAUCCAGCGCCUCGCCCAACUGGGUUACUGCUGGCAAUUCAUCACGCUCGCGGGUCUGCACCAAAGCGCGCUCAUGGCCGACACGUUCAGCAAGGCGUACAGCAAGCAGGGUAUGCGUGCGUACGGCGAGAUUAUCCAGGAACCCGAGGCGGAGAACAAGGUGGAUGUGUUGACGCAUCAGAAGUGGAGUGGAGCAAAUUAUGUUGAUAAUAUGUUGAAGAUGGUGAGUGGCGGGGUGAGUUCGACGGCAGCCAUGGGUAAGGGUGUUACGGAGGAUCAGUUCAAGUAA
Molecule: messenger RNA, 1929 nt
Organism: Plenodomus lingam JN3
Lineage: Eukaryota; Fungi; Ascomycota; Dothideomycetes; Pleosporales; Leptosphaeriaceae
Biological process (GO): carboxylic acid metabolic process
Molecular function (GO): isocitrate lyase activity
Source: RefSeq, a predicted model, not a curated record